AUGCGCGUUGGACUGGAAUUCCCAGAGUUCCGUGCUGCAUGCUGCCUCCGUCUUCUUCCCUAGUAACUGUUGGCUGAAAUGCAGGGCCUCUCUUGGUGAUUAGGACUGGCAAUUAUAAUUUCACAUUACUAAGUCACAUGUUGUAAAUGUUUACAUUUUUUACUAAUAUUUAUUUUCCAAAAUGGAAAGACUGAUAAAUCCUGAAGAUCACAUCCAUCGCCGGGAAACCGCGGAUUUGCUUAUAUUUAAUGUUUUGCUGACCCUUACAAUAAUGACUAUUUGGUUGUUUAGACAACGCAGAGUUAGACUUUUGCAUGAAACCGGUGGAGCAAUGUUGUAUGGGUUAAUAAUGGGCGCAGUUUUACGAUAUGGAACCCCACCUUCACUCCCUCAAAGUACUCUGAUAUUUAGCUGCUGGAACCUCCAAACCACUCCUGCAACACUGAUGGUUAACCUGUCAGAUCAAGUGUUUGAGUAUCAGUACAUAGGAGAGGUCGCCAACGACAACGUCAAAGCUCAUCAGGGAAAUAAGAUGCUCCGAAAGUUGACAUUUGACCCAGAAGUGUUCUUCAAUAUUUUAUUACCGCCAAUAAUAUUUAAUGCAGCAUAUAGUUUAGACAAGAGGCCCUUCUUUCAUAACUUUGGGUCAGUGUUAACAUAUGCCUUUUUCGGGACAGUCAUCUCUUGCAUUGUCAUUGGGGCUAUUAUGUUUGGCUUUGUUCAAAUCAUGUCAAACCUUGGCCAGACUGAAGGGAUGGAUUUAUUUUUCACAGACUGUCUCUACUUUGGGGCUUUGAUGUCGGCCACUGACCCAGUGACAGUGCUCGCCAUCUUCACAGAGCUGCAUGUCGACGCGGACUUGUACACGCUGUUGUUUGGGGAGAGUGUACUCAAUGAUGCUGUGGCUAUAGUUCUAAGCUCUUCUAUAGCAGCUUACAGACCUCCAGAGAGCCCUGCAGCUUUUAGCGCAAGUGCUUUCUUCCUGAGCGUUGGACAUUUCAUUGGGAUUUUCGCAGGCUCUUUUGCCAUGGGAACCCUCUAUACUUUUAUUACAGCUCUGAUAUCCUUUGCAUUGUACCUUUUAAACAGUGGAAUUGGGUUUACUAGUUAUAAGUUGAGAAUGGAAAAGCUGGAUCAAAUUACCAAGUUUACAAACCUGUACGAAUAUCCACAGGUGGAAACAGGACUGUUCUUCCUGAUGUCAUGGAGUGCAUUCCUCUCUGCGGAGGCCUGUGGCCUUACAGGGAUUGUUGCUGUGCUAUUCUGUGGAAUGACACAAUCCCAUUAUACUUACUUCAAUCUUUCAUCUGAAGCCAAAUCAAUAACCAAACAGGUGUGUGAGUUUAUGAAUUUCCUUGCAGAGAACUUCAUCUUUUGCUACAUGGGCCUGGCAAUGUUUACCUUUCUCAACCAUGUCUUCAACGCACUGUUCAUAGCAGGGGCCUUUCUAGCUAUUUUUGCAUCCAGAGCAUGCAAUAUAUACCCUCUCUCUUUCCUCCUAAAUCUGGGUAGAAAAAAAAAGAUCCCUUGUAGCUUUCAGCACAUGAUGAUGUUUUCAGGACUCCGUGGAGCAAUUGCGUUUGCUUUGGCAAUCCGAGACACAUCCACUGAAUCCAAACAGAUGAUGCUAACCACAACAUUGCUCACCGUGUUUUUCACUGUCUGGAUCUUUGGUAGUGGAACUGUUCCAAUGCUGUCGUGUUUGAGUAUCAGAGUGGGCGUUGAUCCUUCAGAAGAUUCAAAGGCAGAAAUCACAACUCAGACAGACGCUAGGGAGAGGGCAUGGCUUUUCAGGAUGUGGAAUGCUUUUGAUCACAAUUUCCUGAUGCCCAUUUUGACCCGCUCUGGCUCCCCAUUGACAACAACACUGCCUGCAUGGUGUGGGCCUUUCGCCAGACUAAUGAGCAGUCCACAGACGUACAGGAGUCGAGAGAACGUAGAAAACCUCAGUUCAAAGCCUACUACAAAUUUUCCUGACAUAGUAGUGUCUCCUGAAACAACAGAAAACAAUGAUCGUCAAGCACCAGCAUCAGGAAACUGUCCCACGAGCCACCAGCUAACCAAGAAAACAUGCAAGAAAGAGAGCUCAGGCUCAGUGGCUUUGUCCUGAGAGUGCAGCCCUGUGGAGUGUGUUCAAAAGUAUAAUCCAAAUAAUACAAUAAAGAUAAGGUGCGAUUUUGUGAGACACUGACCUAGACAUGUUUUGCUUGUUCCAUGUGAACAGGAACAGGUUUCAGAACUGCUCGUUCUGAAAAACAGGGAUUUUUUGUCCAAAAAAAUGGAACAGGUUCCAGAAAAGGGAAAGUGCAAUGAUUCACCACAUUCCAGGUCUCUUCAUUCUAACAAAAUCACACGUUAAGCUUCAGUCCAGUACAUUGUUGGUUCAAUUUUGAAGUGGAUGUUUGAAUUUCAGUUUCAAGUGUUCUGUUUUUAUUAUUGUACUGUUCUAGGUUUUACAUUUUAAAGUUGGUUACUUUACAGUGAUGGUGUGGGAAAAACAUCCUGUCCAGUCCAGAGAUGUUGUGUGUCCUUGUUAAACCAGUUCAAUUCCAUGUUAUUUCCAAACAGGUGUCAUCUUACCUGACAAUGUCCUUGUUUUGACUGACUUUACAGUAUAAUCACCCUGUAUAAUAAAAAUGUUGUUAAGUGAAAAAUAUGGGAUAGAUUGCACUGUGUAAUUAGAUUCAGGAUUAAAGACAUUUUAUCCCAUAUGCUAAGUUUGCGUCUCAACUCUGUUAGAACUAGUUUUAAAUGCAAUGUUUUUAUUUUUGUGUUGUUUUUAAAUCUGACACCAUUUUUUUUUUCUUUAUCCUAUGAGUUCAGAGUUUUGCAUCCCUAUUGGUUUUAUUUAUUUUACAUAAAUGUUUUCCUUUAACACAUGGAACACUUGCCACAUAUCUAGAAAUACACACUGUCCACGUCCAGCUCUUGCUAAUAAUUAUAUAUGUAAAUCCCAGAUAUUAAUGUUCCUAUUCAUGAACAGCAAUAUGCCAAUGCACUGGUGUCAUAUGGAUGUAUUGAUGUUCUGUGCUGUAGGAAUACUGGCCAAGAUGCCUUAAGAAAAAAAUAUUUAUGUACCUAUUUGAGGCCCUGCAAUCAAAGUAAAAAGCCCAGCUGCUCAUGCAAAUACAUUUUAAUGUUUAAAUUAAAUGCAGUUGAGCCUUGCUGACAAACAGGUGUGAUACUAUUUAAUCCCCGCACUACAGUCUCCCACAAAUAUUGGCAAAUAAUUACUAAACGGUCGCCCUGAAACGUUGCCAGUCACAGAUGGAUAAACUAAAUACCACAGUAUUCUGAACGUACCCUCAUAUUGUGACCAUAGUGUGUGUAACGGAUCAUUUAGGUUUAUUCAGUGGGUUUUGCCAAUACUUGUUAUGUCAAAGGGUUUAGUGUAAUAUAGUAUAGUGUAGACCCUAACAUUUAAAUGUAUUUACCUAUAUUUUAUUAGAUUCAGUAUAGUUUCCAAUUGGAUUUUUGCUGGAUCUUUUCUAAUUAAAAGAGAACCUGUUUUUCUCAAUCUAAGAGACACGUUUCAAAGUUUAGAAAUUGAACUAGAACAAAAAGUUUGUAUUUUUAUACUAGCAAUACUUUUUAGCCAUCAGUUCUAAUGUGUGCAUAUCUGCCUGAAACUAAACUAAUUAUUUAUUUACAGUACCUCCUCCAUUAACAGUAUAUUUUCAGUUUUUUGCUCAACUAUUUUUUGGGGGUCUUUUUCUCUGUUUUGUUUUUUUGGUUGAUGUGGUCAGAGCUUUUAAAGUACAAAUCGGUGAUGAUGAAUCUUGUAACUGCUGCAGACACACCAACAAUAAGGUGCUGUUUUUUUUUGUUUUGUUUUGUUUUUUUUAGUGGUCUAAAUAAAACUGACUAUUGUAAUGAAUUAUUGUAUCAAGCUUCAAAAUUAUAGGCAGAAGCAGCCACAUUUGUACAAAACACAGCACUUUUAACUGAUGUGCCAACAAUACAUUCUUUAAGCAACUAGGACUCCAACCUGCAGCCAAAAACAACUGAGACAAAAUUGCAAUUAUGCAGCUAAAGUGAACUAAAUCCAUCGCUGUUCCAUUUUACAAUGUGUUUCAGGGCUGAUGUAUCUUCUCAAUAUUCCACUUCUGGAACUGUGGAAGCGUGUACUGCGCGAGGCCCUGCUCCCUGAGCACGCUGCUGCAGAUCUCCAGUCUCCAAGGGCAAGCUCCUGACCGGAGCCUGGCUAGCUUGAUUGUGGCUCGCAGACAGCUGUGGUUGUCGCAAGCCAGGGUCCCUGAUGCAGAUAAGGCCGCGCUGCUAGAUGCGCCUAUAUCCCCAGGACAUACCUUUGGGCCAGCCGUGAAGGAGAUAUCCAGAGAUCCCACUGGGAACACGAGGCGUCCCAGCAGGUGGCCGCGUUGCUCCCUCCCCGCUCUUCCGCGUGGUGCAGGUCGAACCGCUUGCAAGCUCCUCAGACGCGAACUGUCACCAGAACAGUUCCAGUUCCCACGGCUCUGCUGGGUGACCUAAGGCAUCGCCUACAGGGCCCACCCGGCAGGCAGAGGGAACGCAGGACAUGGCCAGCCCACACACCAGAGUCAGAGGAGGUGUUUCCAGGGCCAGCGCCUCAGCACUUCAGAAAGAAGUAGACCCCAUCUCCUACGGAGAGGGGUACUACUCGAGGCAUUUUCUGGUACCUAGAAAAGAUGGUGGCUUUUGCCGUUCCUUCUCCUUCACGAUGGCUCUGGUAUACAUUAUCCCAUACGUAAUGUCAUUGGUGGUCGUCUUUGAAUUGAAAGGGAAUGUUAGGUUACUUACCGUAACACUGGUUCCCUGAAAGACAAACUCCAACUGCGAGGUCGCAUCAGUCGCCCUCACGGGUUUGAUGGAAAAAGAGAAAUGGCUUCCUCAGGAUGAGAGUUUUAUUCCCUCGGUGGGCGGGUCCGAGUGCAUCAUCCCAGGAAGGGGCCUAUCAGCAGCUCUGGUAUAGAGAGCUCAGCGAUACCUACCAAAUGGGAAGGCAUAUCCCAUACGUAAUGUCAUUGGUGGUAGUCUUGUCUUUCAGGGAACCAGGGUUACGGUAACGUUUCUUCAAUCUUUGUGUAGUAUUGUUAAUAUUUGUUUAUUAGGAGACGCCUUACCUUUGUUAAAGCGUUGACAGUUCCUGUGGACAUUUUGCAAAUGCUGCUGCAUCGAUCCCCAGGGUCCUAGCGUUUUACAAAACAUUGCAGCCAUAAACGCUUUAUUCUUUACAAUGAAAUACCGUUCACAUGUUUUGUAAUGUGUAGCUCGCAAUUGCCUGAACUGCACAGGCAAUAACUAGCAGUAUAGCCUAUAAUAGCCUACUGUAUAGUCUAUUGCACAGUAUAUAGCCUACUGUAUAGCAUAUUGCACAGUAAUAGCCUAGUAUGUAGUCUAUUGCAGCUACACUCAUAGAAAAAAAGGGUUCUUAAAUGGUUCUUUGGAUGUUGCCAAGGUUCUUUGAAGAACCAUUUGUAUGUGAAGAACCGUAUACCUUAUCAGAUGGUUCUUUAUACUGGCUAAAAUGCUGAAAAGGGUUCUUGAUAGUGUUGCAAAAAGAAUCCUCCCACAACCAACUUGCAUUUUCUGAAAAAUGUAAGGUACUUUCGAUUUACUUUUUUUUUCCCUUGUCUACUGUAGCCAACAACACAGUCCCCUGGUCUCCAUAGAAUGAACGAGCUGGAUACAAAAGCAAUACUGGGUUGAGCUGUGGAAAUAGACCCCAAAAUCAUUCUAAAUAAAUUAAAUCAUGUUACAUUAACUUAAACAUUCCUAACACUCAUCCAUUUUAAGUUAGUUGAACAUUCAGAUUUACUUUUGUUGUUUAAAUAUAAAUGGUUUAAGUAGAAUCAGGGGACUAGAUUCCCAUCAGCCCUUGUGGGACUUGUACAAUUUAUUUUUGGAAUUGUUUGUUGUUUAUUGUGUUGUUGUGUUGUGUAUGUGUGGUUGCACAAGUGUGUUGUGUUUGUUUGUCUCCCUUACACGUGUUCUCCUUGUGUUGUGUGUAGCUACCCCCGUUCAGUGGUCAGCCUGCGGAUGUGACCUCCCUCCCUUCUCCCUCCGUCUACAUCUCUGUAUCUGCCUGGUUCCAGCACUUGUAAAUUCUGCCAUGAGCGCAUAAGCAGAAGCAAUGCACUGGCAGCUAAUAAAGUAGCCUGUUUAAUGCACAUUCUGUUGCCUCCGCUAACUUUUUAUUGUUUAAAUGAAAUAAAAAUGUUCAAACUAAUUUGACUAUUAAAAAGUAAAUCUAACUCAAAUUGAUUGUUACAUGAAUAUAUGAGUUUAGUCAGCCCAAGAGAAAGUUGUCAUAACAAAAACUAAAUGAGUAGCUAAACUUAAUUAUAUUAAGGCAAUGAGUUUACUCAAUUUUUUUUUGACUAAACGUGACUUAUCAAGGUUUACAGUGUACAGCAGAGAGAGGAGGUUUUCACAAGUACACAUGCAUUUGAAAAAUGGACUAUUCUGUAAAUCCUAGAGAGAUGUGUGUAAUGCAAGGCUUUUAAUAGUCUGUGUCUAUUUAAUAUUACUAUUUCUACAAAUACAUACGUUUGAUGAUCACGAUUUACUUGUGGGUGGUGUAUUAAAAAACUGGUGGAAACUGAACUAUUUUUUUGUUUGUUUUGUGACAGUUAACUGCGGUGAAACCCCCUUGUAUUA
Molecule: messenger RNA, 6639 nt
Organism: Acipenser ruthenus (sterlet)
Lineage: Eukaryota; Metazoa; Chordata; Actinopteri; Acipenseriformes; Acipenseridae
Product: sodium/hydrogen exchanger 9-like
Exons: 17
Coding region: 182-2110 (642 amino acids)
Biological process (GO): sodium ion transport; regulation of pH; proton transmembrane transport
Cellular component (GO): membrane; recycling endosome
Molecular function (GO): sodium:proton antiporter activity
Source: RefSeq, a predicted model, not a curated record